This is a messenger RNA of Paramormyrops kingsleyae, 961 nucleotides long. It is a transcript of the gene rbm11, whose product is annotated as RNA binding motif protein 11. The record is from RefSeq and is a predicted model, not a curated record. Gene Ontology annotation, molecular function: single-stranded RNA binding. Gene Ontology annotation, cellular component: nucleus. Lineage: Eukaryota; Metazoa; Chordata; Actinopteri; Osteoglossiformes; Mormyridae. Gene Ontology annotation, biological process: regulation of alternative mRNA splicing, via spliceosome.
CCCUGGCGUCACGAUCGUGUCCUUCAGCGUCGCAACGACGCUUAUAAACUGAAUUUACGGCAAUCGCUGUGGCAAUAGCGCAGCAAAACUAGACCGCAGUUUGUAAGGUGCAGCUGGGACUGAACUGCGGAUCGGUGCAGCUAUGUUAGAUAAACACUGUGACGACGACAAGACUGUGUUUGUGGGUAAUUUAGGCAGUUCGGUGAAAGAGGAAAUUUUGUUCGAGUUGUUUCUGCAGGCCGGUCCGCUGGAGAGGGUCACCAUCGCCCGGGACAAGGAGGGCCGCCAGAAAUCAUACGGCUUUGUGUGCUAUAAGCACAAGGAGGCCGUCCCGUAUGCCAUCGCCCUGCUCAACGGGACCUGGCUGUACGGACGGCCGAUCAAGCUGCAGUAUAGAUACGGGAGUCUCCGUGGCAGUGGUGGAGCAACACCUCCUACAGCAGAUGGUGGUAGUUGCAGCUCCACACACCCAGUGCACAGAGCGAUGACUCCCUACCCAGAAUCCUCUGUGCUGCAGGGCAGUGCCCCCCCCAGCCAGAGCCCUUCCCAGGAGCAGCUGCUCUGGAACAUGGUGUGUGGGCAGGUCUCUCAUUACUCACUGGCCGCGCCUCCUCCCCAGCACUGCGCCCUCCCUUCUCUGCUGUGCAGCUUCCUCCCCGCUCUGCCCUGCUCAGCCCUGGAGUUACCCCAGUGGGCCCCCCCGCUCGGCCCCUCUGGCCAGGCUCUGCCCUCCCUGCUGGCUGACAUCGGCCUGGAGGCUGAGGGGCAGCCAGGCCUGAGGGGCAGCUCCGAGAAAGGCAGCAAGCACAGGCGCCGGAGGCUCCACGAGGGCAGGAAGAAGAGGACACGCAGACUCUGAGCUCCGGGAUACUCCGGAACCUUCCGCCACAGAUGUCACAGAACCAGAGACGAGAUGGAGCGUUUCAUGUGAACAUCUGGAAUAAAUCUGAGUUGACCUGAA